Molecule: messenger RNA, 630 nt
Organism: Echinops telfairi (small Madagascar hedgehog)
Lineage: Eukaryota; Metazoa; Chordata; Mammalia; Afrosoricida; Tenrecidae
Gene: ARF5
Product: ADP ribosylation factor 5
Exons: 3
Coding region: 109-630 (173 amino acids)
Biological process (GO): vesicle-mediated transport; intracellular protein transport
Cellular component (GO): cytoplasm; plasma membrane
Molecular function (GO): GTP binding; GTPase activity
Source: RefSeq, a predicted model, not a curated record
GGAGGCUUCGCCCUUAGCGUCGAUUUUGCCCAGGCGCUCGGCCUUCUCUGUCCCCUGCCCCCAGUUUUCGCCCUCCCCAGCCCAUUUGGGGUCAAGACUGCCUUUAGGAUGCCCAUCAGGCCCCGAGGGCUGCGGACCGAGAGCGGACACCUGGAGGCGCUGGCUCUCCGCCCCCGUCGUGGCCGCUCCUGUCCCUGGUCUCUAGGGGGCUCCCGCGCUCUCGUCUCCAGCCCUGUGCCCCUCUCGGUUGCAGUUGGCUUGGAUGCCGCUGGCAAGACCACGAUCCUGUACAAACUGAAGUUGGGGGAGAUUGUCACCACCAUCCCCACCAUAGGCUUCAACGUGGAGACCGUAGAAUAUAAGAACAUCUGCUUCACUGUCUGGGACGUCGGAGGCCAGGAUAAGAUUCGGCCUCUGUGGCGGCACUACUUCCAGAAUACUCAGGGCCUCAUCUUCGUGGUGGACAGUAACGACCGGGAGCGGGUCCAGGAAUCGGCGGAUGAGCUCCAGAAGAUGGUGAGCCCCCAGCGCCCUGGACCGGAGCCCUCCCAGGGCACAGCGGAUCUCUGUGCUGGGGUGGGGUCUAGGGAGGGCAUAGACACAUUGUUUGUCUCCCCUGCCUCGGUCUGA